CCCUCCCCUUUUCCCAAACAAGCAGGCAGUCUGUCAAUGCGCUCCGAGCGUUCCGCAAGUCAAACGAGUGGGAAUUUGAACUAGUGAGACGGGGGAGAUAGGCUAUCGAAUGGAAAACAUUGACGGAGAAGGGAAGCUAUCUAUAUUCCAGAUGACUCGCCACGCCAGAACGGCUAGUCUAUAACAUAAGGAUAUAGCCUAUGUUAAACGUCUAUUUAUUAUUCCAAGUUUUAUUUUCUUCAUAUUCCUCUGGUUAGUUGAAAGUUGAAUAGGCUGGAGAUGUUCUAGUCUUCAGUUCUCGUUCUAGUCAAGUGUUUUUAUUUGUUCUGUGAUAAGUUGGUUCUUGGAUGUCAACAUUAUCCGAGGUUUAUUCGCCAGUCGCAUUUACAAAUCAUUUGGGAUAGGAUCUCGGAUGUACUAAUUGGAAGAGAAGAGAAAGAACAAGGAGUGAGCGGGGACCAGACCGCGCAAUGACAAAUCCACCGAGCAGCAAGCAUCAACGCGUCCUUAUGGGGAUGGAGCUUCUGUUCUAAACGGGAGAAAAUCCUCUUCCAUUUUUAAACACAACAUUAGCGCUUCUAUCUCGAUUUAAAAAAAUAAAGUACCAUUUCUAUAUUGCUGGAAAAUCCGUUAAAAAAAGAAGGAAUGGGAGAGAAGCCGAACAGAAUCGGCGCAGACAACAAGGGAACAUUGUUUGGGAAAAACAAUUAUAGCUAAGACCAACACGCAACAUAAAUACCACUAGAAAUCCUUUAACGGGAUUUAUUUUUGAGUAAGAAGGGGAGUUGUGCACGGGCCAGUGGACAUCGCAUUGAGGAGAAAAAAUAGGGACUAAUGACAAAAUAAUCAGAAAGUCAUGGGAUUUGCAUAGUAUUUCUCCUGGACACGCACAGAAAAUAUUCUCGAUUUACGCAGGACGCAGCCUAUAUUGUCGUCCAGCUGUCACGGAUAGAGCAACUUUUAUCUGUUAUAGUUCAGUGUCAAUUACGCAUUUUCUCUUCUAUUUUCGGUUUAUAUCCAUGCGGUUGCCCAAGGCACGAUAUCUCAUAUUCACGCAUUGAGUGACUCACCUAUAGCCUUCACGGCUAUAGUCUUUGUUUUGAAAGUCCCCCAUCUCCAACCUCAUAGAACAUAUCACAUGUAUUUUGAAAUGGGGGUAAAUAAUCGGGUUAGUGUGGUUGCAAUGGCGCGUCUGAGAAGUGGGAGUAGACUGAGUUUUCUGCUGAUAAUCUUAAUGGAUUUACUGGGGACGGCGGCGAGCAACAUGGAGCCUAUCUACUGGAAUUCAUUGAACAAAAGGUUUUUGGACGAUAAGGGCUACGUCCUCUACCCUCAGAUCGGGGACCGCCUGGACCUCAUCUGUCCGUCGUCUGACCCUCCCAGCCAGCGGGCCCCCGCCGAGUAUGAGUUCUACAAGCUAUAUCUGGUGUCGUCACGUGACCAAGCGGACAGGUGUGAGGUGACGGGCGCGCCUAACCUGCUGCUCACCUGUGACAAGCCCAACAAUGACAUGAGGUUCACCAUCAAGUUCCAGGAGUACUCUCCUAACCUGUGGGGACAUGAGUUCAAGACCAACGCUGACUACUACAUCAUCGCCACGUCAGAUGGGACGCGCCAGGGUCUGGAGAGUAUGAGGGGAGGAGUGUGUGCCACGCAGGGCAUGAAAGUGGUCCUUAAAGUGGGACAGAACCCCUAUGGACUGCCCCCGAAACCUGCCAAACCAGACCAAAGCGCGGGCCGCACCAACACCAGAAAUACAGGUGGUACUGGUAACACCACUCAUCCCAGGAUUCCUAGCGGUGACGGCGGUGGUUCGGGAGGCACGGGUGGUGAGAACGGACCCCUUCCCCCCUCCAACGUCGCUGUCAUCGCCGGCGCCGCAGGAGGCUCCGCCUUUCUCCUCCUGGUCACCGCGGUGAUCUGCGUGGUGUGUUACCGGCGGCGACACGCCAAGCACUCGGAGUCCCACCACCCACCCCUGUCGCUGUCCUCCCUCACCAGCCCCAAGAGGCACGGCGGUGGGCACGGGGGCGGCCACGGGAGCGGGAAUAACAACGGCUCGGAACCCAGUGACAUCAUCAUCCCCCUGCGGACUUCGGACUCGGCGUACUGCCCUCACUAUGAGAAGGUGAGCGGGGACUACGGCCACCCCGUCUACAUCGUCCAGGAGAUGCCCCCCCAGAGCCCAGCCAACAUCUACUAUAAAGUAUGAAGGUCGUCACCAUGACAACCUACAGUACCACCAACUACCACCCUUCCCUGUUCUAUACAGUACAGUACCACCUACAACCUACCAACAAUAUACCCUGUUCUAUACAGUACAGUACCACCUACAACCUACCUACAAUAUACCCUGUUCUAUACAGUACAGUACCACCUACAACCUACCUACAAUAUACCCUGUUCUAUACAGUAUAGUACCACCUACAACCUACCUACAACAUACCCUGUUCUAUACAGUACAGUACCACCUACAACCUAUCUACAAUAUACCCUGUUCUAUACAGUACAGUACCACCUACAUCCUACCUACAAUAUACCCUGUUCUAUACAGUACAGUACCACCUACAACCUACCUACAAUACACCCUGUUCUAUACAGUACAGUACCACCUACAACCUACCUACAAUAUACCCUGUUCUAUACAGUACAGUACCACCUACAUCCUACCUACAAUAUACCCUGUUCUAUACAGUACAGUACCACCUACAACCUACCUACAACGGUCCCUCAAUGACUUACUCCAAAAGCAGAUGUUUAGGGCACUAUACAGCAUAUGAACUGCCCUAUCCAACCCCAGCCACAGCCACAGCCACAAGUGUGUGUGUCUAGCUUACUGAAGAGGCCAUCCUUCACGCCCACCACUCUUCACUCAACUGUGUCACUAAGCCAAGUGAAGGUUUAGUAUAUAACCCCCCUACUGCCCCCCCCCCCUCCUGGGCCCUUUAAAUAGGACAGCAAUGACAAGUACUCUGGGCUACGACCCCUUUCUUUCUCACAGCGAAUCGAAACCCCCCAUCCAGAGCUGAAGAGAAGAGUCCCGCCCUAUACACCAUGAGGACAAGUGUGAGAGAACACACACCAAGCUAGUGUGAGAGAACACACACUAGUAACGCCACAGCAUGGCCUUAUGGGACUCGGACCCUAGAAAACCUACAGUCCAACUACCAACCAACCAGAGAACUCUGUCUGUAUCUCCAGUGCUGUGCUAUAGCAGACCUAUCGAGACUGGCCCCUGACUGGCCCUUGACUGGCCCCUGAGACAGACUGUGUCCCCUAAUGUUAGUUUGUUUGUUUGUGUGUGUAUGGUUUCUCAUUGGACCAGGGGCCUCUGACUCUCUCGCCACGUGAUCAGGCUCAGGUGCCAGAGGUCAGACCAAUUGAGUCUUAGUGACAUUCAGAUUCUUGUAUAUUUUAAUAACGUGUGUAUGUGUGUGCUUGUGUAUGUGGGACUCUAGGAUAAUAAUUAUGACACUGCUACACGUACAGGUGUGUGUGCAGUUAGUGUGCUUUAGUACAGCGAGUAUGUGUGUGUGUUUUGUGUGUCAGUGUGUGUGUGUGUGUGUGUGUGUAUGCCUGUAUUUCUCUGUGUAUACACUACGUGCGAGAGAACGUGCGUGUGUGUUUGUUCUUUAGACUUGUCUUAAAAACCAAAACUCAAAAAAGUGAGCGAAUAUAGGAAGAAAGUGAGAUUUUUUUAUCGCUAUCAACACUUAUAGAUGAUAUAUAUAUAUGAAUAUCCAGUAAGUAAUUUUUAGACGUCUUGUUUUCUAUUGUUUUUCAUUUUUAUUCCUCCACUGUUACGGCUAGAUAUUGUUUAUCUGCUGGUUUAUUUUUUAGAAACAUGACCUUAUUUCCUUCCCCUUUGAGUUGUAAAUUAAUUGAAUCCCUUUGUUUUUCUUUUCCUGGCGAACUGAGGUCUCUCCCUCUCUCUCUCAUCGCCUCCUCCCUCCCUUCCUCCCUCCCUGUCUCCCUCUGGGCCUCCCACCCCUAUGUAUAUUUUUAUAGUUCUUGUAAUAUGCUGUAGUUUUGAAGUUUAGACCUCGUUUGUGGAAGUUGUUGAGGUAGAAACCAUCUAUGAACGUUUUUUUUUUCAAAUUGUUUUUGAACAACACAAGAAAAAGCAAGGGGGAAAAUAAACGAGGGAAGGUUCCAAAAUAAAUGAAAUGAAAAGCAAGAAGGUGAACCGGAGUCACUGUCUAGGGAGAAAAGAGAGUGACUAAAAACAGAACUUCUGUUAAAAGACAGAGAGAAAAAACUGAAGAAGGACUUACACACUAAGAAAGAAAAAGAAUGCGAGAACAGAUGGAAGAAGAGGAGGAGGAUAGGAGUUGAAUUGAGGGAUGAGAGAAGGAUCCCUGGGAAGGAUAGAGAGCGUGAAGCGAUGACUGCGGCGAAGGAUAGGAGUCUUUCCUUUAAUGGAGUGCUGCGAAGGAGUGAUGAACCCUAGGAGGAGGGAGGAGAGGAACGGACACGCAACUGAAAUGGAUUUCAGGGGGGAAACCUCACUGUGGAAUAAGGAGGAGAGAUUUAAUCUCCCCCCCCCCACACACACACACACACACACACACACACACACACACACACACACACACACACACACACACACACACACACACACACACACACACACACACACACACACACACACACACACACACACACACACACAAACACACACUGACAGAUAGACAGACAUACUCCCCUUUUACCUCACAACAGCUUUAUAUUUGAGACACACACUAUUUAAGCUGAUUAUAAUGAUAGACACUCUCUCUGCAGACACACUGAUCCCUCUCACAUUCUCUUUCACUGUCACACACACACACACACACACACACACACACACACACACACACACACACACACACACACACACACACACACACACACACACACACACACACA
Oncorhynchus gorbuscha (pink salmon) is the source of this 4908-nucleotide messenger RNA. Its product is annotated as ephrin-B2-like. Lineage: Eukaryota; Metazoa; Chordata; Actinopteri; Salmoniformes; Salmonidae. Gene Ontology annotation, cellular component: plasma membrane. Gene Ontology annotation, biological process: ephrin receptor signaling pathway; axon guidance. The transcript has 5 exons. The record is from RefSeq and is a predicted model, not a curated record. The coding region runs from base 1139 to 2212 and encodes 357 amino acids. Gene Ontology annotation, molecular function: ephrin receptor binding.